AUGUCACAGAGAACCUUGGAUCAGCAGCCUUCAGUAAAGCCAUACAACUUACAAGCGCAUGACUUACAGAUAGGAAUGGAUAUCUGUAUAAAAAUCAUAAAGAACAACAAAGACUUCUUUGACCAGAGUCUUGACGAGAUAAAACUUUUGAAGUAUGUCAAUAAGCAUGAUCCUGCUGACAAAUUCAAUCUUCUCCGGUUGUAUGAUUACUUUUAUUACCGGGAGCGUUUGCUAAUUGUAUGUGAACUUCUUAAGGCUAAUCUAUACGAAUUCCGCAAAUUUAAGAUUGCAGCUACAGUAGAUGUGAAAUCAAAGUCAUCGACCUUGGAAGUAGCUGUUUCGAGACAGAUCACCUAUGCUCGCAAUGUUCUUUUCCAAAAUGAUUCUCCAGCCAGUUUGCUUGCGAGGGUUAUAGGAAUCAUACGAACUAUAGAUCAUGAAAUGCUUACCAAGGGACGUGAUUCCCACAAGCACCCUUGGGUUUCAUACCCAUACGAGCCAAUAUCUACUUAA
Brassica napus (rape) is the source of this 513-nucleotide messenger RNA. RefSeq names its product probable serine/threonine-protein kinase dyrk2. Gene Ontology annotation, molecular function: protein serine/threonine kinase activity; protein tyrosine kinase activity. The record is from RefSeq and is a predicted model, not a curated record. Gene Ontology annotation, cellular component: cytoplasm. The transcript has 5 exons. Bases 1 to 513 code for a protein of 170 amino acids. Lineage: Eukaryota; Viridiplantae; Streptophyta; Magnoliopsida; Brassicales; Brassicaceae. Gene Ontology annotation, biological process: peptidyl-serine phosphorylation; peptidyl-threonine phosphorylation.